Messenger RNA from Plasmopara halstedii, 510 nucleotides. RefSeq lists its product as uncharacterized. Bases 1 to 510 code for a protein of 169 amino acids. The transcript has 2 exons. NCBI's taxonomy places the organism in Eukaryota, Oomycota, Peronosporomycetes, Peronosporales, Peronosporaceae. The record is from RefSeq and is a predicted model, not a curated record.
AUGUUUCAGAAGGAUGAAGAUAAAUCAACAUUGGCGUUCAUCUUGAACCCGUCAUCGCUGCCAUCAGCCGAAGUACUACACUCACCAGUGCAUGGCAGCAGCGUCUCGUUGUUACCAACCAUAUCACCAAUCAACAAGUCAGAUUUAAACGACUCGAUAAGCACCGAGCACGAUUCCGUUUUGAGCAGAAGCGACUAUAGCCUGGACAAGCGUAUGGAAAUAAUGAAUGUACGCGCACUGCGGUCUCACGUGGAUGUUGCGUACGCCACGGUGGCGGCUCGCGCUGUACAUACCCAAACUGUAUACAUGGUGCGCGGCUAUACAACCGUUGUUUCCAUCACGGUGGUUGCAAACUCUGUAAGAUCACUGGCUGCACUAGUAAAGCUAAGCGCUUCGGCUACUGCUGGUCGCACGGCGGUGGCCGCAUUUGCGAUGAGCCGAAUUGCUUUAAGGUGGCAGCACCAGGUGGCUUAUGUUGGGCUCAUGGCGGUGGCAACAGAUGCACGGUAG